Molecule: messenger RNA, 2936 nt
Organism: Glossina fuscipes
Lineage: Eukaryota; Metazoa; Arthropoda; Insecta; Diptera; Glossinidae
Gene: Cul4
Product: cullin-4A
Exons: 13
Coding region: 348-2936 (862 amino acids)
Biological process (GO): ubiquitin-dependent protein catabolic process; protein ubiquitination; DNA damage response
Cellular component (GO): Cul4-RING E3 ubiquitin ligase complex
Molecular function (GO): ubiquitin protein ligase binding
Source: RefSeq, a predicted model, not a curated record
CAAAACAUUGCCCGCAGCCAAAACGGAGAGUCAAAGGCAGCAGUAAAUCAGUAGAAUUUAUUUAAAAAACGUCCAAAAGAUUGUAGAAUUGAAGUGUUUCACGCGCAACGACAUUAUUAUUUUAAUACCAGCGGAAAUUUUGGGUGAACAGAAAGCAAAAGACACUGGCAAUUUCUUCUUUUUUUAUACAAUUGCUUACUAAUUUCUGUAGUGUACAAGUACGGGAGAUAUACUGUAUUUUUAUUUCAAUAAUCGUGAUAAGAAGAUUUUACGUUAAUUGUAUCUAAACAGGAGCAGAAAACGGCAAAAGCGUUGUCAGCGCUGCUCACGGAAAGCGGCUUCGAACUAUGAGCUCCUCGAAAAAAUAUAAAUACGAAACAGCUACGGAAAUCCAGCAAACGGAUACUGAAAAUUUUAACAAUCGUUUUAGGAAAAACGCUGAUUAUUUUAGUACCGGGCCUUCCACCUCAGCUGCUGCAACGAAAGGACGCACUGCUUUAGGUCAACAAAACACCAACAAUAAAAAUAACAAUAAUACGAUGCAACGGUCCAGUAGUAACAGUAGUAUUACCACUAAUAAUACCAGCAACAGUAACAAUCAGUUUACGCAAAGUGGUGGUGGUGCCGGCAAUGGUAGCGAUGCUAAUGGUGAGCGUCGUUCAAAUUUCUCCAUGUUGGAAGCUUCAAAUGUGAAUGAACAUCGUUCGUCUAUAACUACCUCAUCACAUUUUAAUAAGAUGGGCACUCAAAAUGCCACUAAGCCGGGCGAUGUUAAAAAAAUCGUGAUUAAAAAUUUUAAGGUCAAACCAACACUGCCGGAAAACUAUUCGGAAAGCACCUGUCAAAAAUUAGAAGAAGCUGUUGUGGCCAUACAACUAUCAAAACCUAUUAAAUACAUACUAGAGGAACUGUAUCAGGCUGUGGAGAAUAUGUGCAGUCAUAAAAUGGAUGCUCAAUUAUACACGAAACUAAAAGAUCUUACGGAGGCCCAUGUUAAACGCAAUGUAGAAACAUUUACUGGUGGAAGUAUGGAUAAAUUGGUUUUUUUAAAGAAAAUUAAUAAUUGGUGGUUAUCGUAUUGCCAGCAAAUGAUAAUGAUGCGUAGCAUAUUUCUAUAUCUAGAUCGCACAUAUGUUUUGCAAAAUCCCACAGUUCACUCAAUAUGGGACAUGGGUCUGGAUUUGUUUCGUACCCAUAUAGCUUUGAAUAGUUUAGUGCAAAAACGUACUGUCGAAGGUCUUCUAAUGUUAAUUGAGAAGGAGCGCAAUGGUGAUGCUGUUGAUCGCGCUUUGUUGAAAAGUCUUAUACGGAUGCUAUGUGAUUUACAGAUUUACGUGAGUGCUUUCGAGGAUAAAUUCCUUGUAGCGACAAGGCAAUUGUAUCAAGCUGAAGGCCAACGUAAAAUGCAGGAACUCGAUGUACCCGAAUAUUUACAACAUGUUGAGAAGCGUUUAAACGAAGAGAAUCAACGUCUGCUACACUAUUUGGAUUCAAGCACUAAAUAUCCCCUCAUCUAUACAGUAGAAAAGGAACUAAUAGCCGAGCAUUUAACGCAAAUUCUUCAAAAAGGUUUGGACACACUUUUAGAAGAGAAUAGACUGAGUGAUUUGACUUUGCUAUAUAGUCUGUUAAAUCGUGUUAAAAAUGGCACAGCAGAAUUAUGUGGCAAUUUUAAUGGCUAUAUUAAAAAGAAGGGGCGCACCAUUGUUAUCGAUCCUGAAAAAGAUAAAAAUAUGGUGCAAGAUCUUUUAGAUUUUAAAGAUAAAAUGGAUGUUAUUGUACGCACCUGCUUUGAGCACAAUGAAAAAUUUACUAAUUCAUUACGAGAAGCUUUCGAAUUUUUCAUUAACCAACGAGCCAAUAAACCAGCCGAACUGAUUGCCAAAUAUGUUGAUAUGAAAUUAAGGGCUGGGAAUAAGGAGGCAACUGAAGAGGAAUUGGAACAGAUUUUAGAUAAAAUUAUGGUACUGUUUCGCUUCAUACAUGGUAAAGAUGUGUUCGAAGCAUUCUACAAAAAGGAUUUGGCUAAACGUUUAUUAGUUGGUAAAUCCGCUUCUGUAGACGCCGAGAAGAGCAUGUUAUCGAAACUAAAGCAAGAAUGUGGGGGUGGUUUUACUUCAAAAUUAGAAGGAAUGUUUAAAGAUAUGGAACUAAGUCGUGACAUUAAUAUAGCCUUUAAACAAUACGUUGUGAAUAUGGACGGCGAAGUGACUAGCAUCGAUUUAACGGUUAAUAUAUUAACAAUGGGCUAUUGGCCAACAUAUCCCUUAACGGAAGUGAAUAUGCCAACUCAACUAGUGAAACCACAACAAGUUUUCAAUAAAUUCUAUUUGGCCAAACAUAGCGGUCGCAAACUGCAAUGGCAACCAACGUUGGGUAAUUGUGUGCUUAAAGCUCGUUUCGAUGGGGGACCAAAAGAAUUGCUGGUUUCUUUAUUUCAAGCUUUAGUCCUUUUAUUAUUUAAUGAAAAAGAUAACUUGGCGUUUGAAGAAAUACUUGCAGCAACAAAUAUUGAGGAUGGCGAAUUGCGUCGUACACUGCAGUCACUAGCUUGUGGGCGUGCCCGCGUUAUAUCGAAGGAACCGAAAGGAAGAGAGGUGGAAGACGGUGAUCAAUUCCAUUAUAAUAAUGAAUUCACCAACAAACUAUUUCGCAUUAAAAUCAAUCAAAUACAAAUGAAAGAGACUACGGAAGAGCAGAAAGCUACCGAGGAGCGUGUUUUCCAAGAUCGACAGUAUCAAAUAGAUGCUGCUAUUGUACGAAUUAUGAAAAUGCGUAAAACAUUGAGUCACAAUUUACUCAUAACUGAACUGUUUAAUCAGCUAACAUUUCCUGUUAAGCCCGCUGAUCUUAAAAAACGCAUUGAAUCUCUUAUCGAUCGUGACUACAUGGAACGUGAUAAGGAUAAUCAAAAUCAAUAUAACUAUGUGGCUUAA